GUCUCGUGCUCCCGUUUUCACUCGAGACCGGAUUUCUAGGCACUUGUGUUUUCAGAAAAAGUUUUUAAAAAAAAAUCUGUGUAGGAGCUCAAAGCGAUAGAAGUUCGGUGUUUGUGUAACCAGUGCCUCGCGUUCGUCAGUCUCCUCGAACUCAUCCGGCGGAGUGUCGACGGAUUCCAUUAGUUCCACGAUACCGCACAAUAUGUAUUGGACGGUUCACACGUCCGGUGGUCCUAAACUGGUCAGCAACGCAGCCGUCGCGAUUGGCACGAGCAUUUUUACGUUUGGUGGUUACUGCGUCGAUGUAGACCACACAAAAUUCAAGCCGAUCGACAUACAUAUACUAGACACUGAAAAAUUGAAAUGGUGGAAACCGGAGCUAAAUAAUCAAGACUGCUCAUGUGCACCGUUCAUGAGGUAUGGCCACACAGCAAUUAAUCUUGGAUCUAAUAUUUAUCUGUGGGGCGGAUUUAAUGGUAAUAGAGCUUGUAACACUCUGUACUGUUUUAACACAGAAACUCUAAAAUGGACAACACCAAGUGUGUUUGGACAUAAACCAGAGCCAAGAGAUGGCCAUUCCGCAUGUAUCAUUCAAAAUUGCAUGUACAUAUUUGGCGGAUAUGAAGAAGGCUCGGGUCUGUUCGCUUCGGAUUUGUAUAUGUUAAACUUGCACUCCAUGGAAUGGAGUAUAGUUAAGACAGAGGGACGUCCUCCAUCUAAUAGAGAUUAUCAUACUGCAACUGCUAUUGAUAAUAAAAUGUAUAUAUUUGGUGGCCGCAGUGAUUGGGCAGCUUCAAGGCAAAUCGAUACAGAUACAUAUUGUUCCUAUAUUUAUUAUUUAGAUACCUCUAGAGGAAAGUGGAUACGUCCAAACGUCUAUGGAAGUAAACCCAUAGCACGGCGUAGCCAUUCUGCAUUUGUGAAAGAUGGCUUUUUUUACAUCUUCGGUGGGUUUAACAAGAACAAGGACUUGCAUUUUCAAGACAUACAUCGAUAUGAUCCAGUGAGUUCCACCUGGAUGAAAAUAUUACCGAAGGGCACGCCACCGUGUGCUAGAAGAAGACAGAUUUGUCAAUUAGUUAAUGACAGGAUAUUUAUAGCCGGUGGUAUUAGUCCGAUAUUUCCCAAACCAGUAUCAAUUACGGAUCAGUAUGUACAAUUUAAUGCAAAUCUUAAGGAACAUGAUGACCUUCAUAUUUUAGAUCUGAGUAAAAUAUUAAAUUUUUUAUCAUUAUCCGAAUUGCAAAAAAAAACAAUAUCUUGUAUUUCUUUUUUCAUAGAGCCCAGUCUAAAAGAUAUGUGUAUGGUGAAUGUGUGGGAAAAUAUGGAAGAAAAGAAAAUUGAUAAUAUCAACGACCUACACAUUCCGUUAUCAUUAAAGCAUGAUAUGGCUGCCUUUCAUCCUUUUGAAAUAAUGGAAACCAAUAUCGACAUGAUGCAGUCUUCUGAGGAAAAUUUGAUUGUUCUUUUGUCGUAACAGUUUUAUAAGAUGACAAAUAUUUCCAUCAUAACACAGCAAAAGUUUAACAUAUAUUAGUAUCAACAGAAAAUAUUGGGGCUUCAUAAACUGUAUUAUUAUUUAUUAUAUUAUUAGAUUGUAAAUUAGAAAUGAUUUUAAUCUAGUAAAUAAUUAUUUUUAAA
This is a messenger RNA of Metopolophium dirhodum (rose-grain aphid), 1641 nucleotides long. RefSeq names its product kelch domain-containing protein 3-like. The coding region runs from base 203 to 1477 and encodes 424 amino acids. Gene Ontology annotation, cellular component: cytoplasm. NCBI's taxonomy places the organism in Eukaryota, Metazoa, Arthropoda, Insecta, Hemiptera, Aphididae. The record is from RefSeq and is a predicted model, not a curated record. The transcript is spliced from 6 exons. Gene Ontology annotation, molecular function: chromatin binding; protein binding.